AUGGGGACGCUACCAGAACGAAAAGAUAUUCCACCAUGGGUGAAAGCUCCCGAAGAUUUGAAAGAUCCCAAGGUGUUGCAGGUCCAGACGCAGCUCUUGGAGGUUCUGUUUGGCCCAACAGGAUCUCGAAUCCCAUACAUUGAGCAAGUGAGCAAGGUCAUGCUCGAGCUAAAGGUUCUGGAAUCCUCGGACCUCAGAGAGGUCGUGGUUUAUGGCUCGCUCUUGCACGAGCUCAGGGCCAGGUGGAUGCUCCAGUCCAUGGCCGAAUGGCACCGCCAGCGACAGGAACGAGCGAUGCUCAAACUUGAGGGUGCCAUGAAAGCCCUAGAGCUGGGUCCUUGGAGGAAGUGA
Messenger RNA from Lontra canadensis (Northern American river otter), 351 nucleotides. Its product is annotated as developmental pluripotency-associated 5 protein-like. Gene Ontology annotation, molecular function: mRNA binding. The transcript has a single exon. Lineage: Eukaryota; Metazoa; Chordata; Mammalia; Carnivora; Mustelidae. The record is from RefSeq and is a predicted model, not a curated record. Gene Ontology annotation, biological process: regulation of gene expression. Bases 1 to 351 code for a protein of 116 amino acids. Gene Ontology annotation, cellular component: cytoplasm.